GACGAUCUUUGGUUCCCGUCACCGUUGCCUCGCUGUCUCGUUCUGAAAGCUCCAGCCUCUCCCCUCCAUCCUCAGCUGCUGAAGCCGCCGCCGGUGAGGGGAACCCGGAUCUGGGACUCUGGACAGUCUCCGGUGAUCCUCACACACAACAUCCGAACCGUGGAGCAGGAAAUAUCUUUUCUUUUUCAUUUUUCCGUGUUCGUGUCGGUUUGUAACGGGGGAGGCGGACUACUGCAGCGGGGGAGAUGCUGUCAUGCAGAGACGUCAUUGAUUUAAAAGGCAACAAAAAACACAGCAGUGACAUUAACAGGGGAUCGGUCUUUUUUUAUCACCGAGGGACAGGAAUCAAACCCGGAUCGAUGUGACAGUAGCCUGCAUGUCUGCAGAGAAACACCGAGGAAGUGAAAAUGUAACCCAUGACAGAGACUCACCCACAUCCGUUCCGCCUGGAAGUCUUCUUCACUGAAUCAACGCUGUCAGCAUGGUCCCACGAGAUUUGGGGGGGGGGGGGUUGAAUCCGAAAAACUAGACGGAUGCUCCGAACAGUCUUUAUGAAUAAUCCAAAUUAUUUAGGCAGAGAAUCAGUUGUUAGAAACAGUAAACAAUCUCUCAGUAUAAGGUCUAUUUAGUAGCUGCGCUGGAGCUUUUAAUCACAUCCCACGAUCUUCCUCAACAGAUGGAGAUUUUUUGAGUCAGAAAAAAAUGGGAUGCUCCCAACUGUUUUGGGAUUGAUUUAAAUUUCUUCAUGCAGAGAAUCAAUUUAUUCUAAAAUCUCACUUUCUGCAAAAAAAAAAAACGAAUGAUAGGCAAGUUUGAGAUUGAAAGUUCAGUCUUGACCUGGAAAAAAGUAGCCUAAUCGCUCACCAGAAGGUCUAUUUAGUAGCUGUGCUGGAGCUUUUAAUCACAUCCCAUGAUCUUCCUCAGCAGAUGAGGACAGCAGUUCAAGUUUAAUACUUGACACUGGAACAGGAAGGACGGAGGCUGAAUAGGGUCAAAAACGCAUCAAAGCGACAAAAGGAAUUGACUUGCCUUUAAAGCGCUGCUAUAAUAUAUUAUAUUACCCGUCAGUUCACUGCUACAUGCUGUUGUGAUGCUGGACGUGGUGAAGAUGAAGGAGGUGUGCAGGAUCUGCGCCCGCGAGCUCUGCGGCAACCAGCGGCGCUGGAUUUUCCACCCGGCGUCCAAGCUCAACCUGCAGGUGCUGCUGUCCCACGCUCUGGGCCACGAGCUGAACCGGGACGGCCGCGGGGAGUUCGCCUGCUCCAAGUGCGCCUUCAUGCUGGACCGCAUGUACCGCUUCGACACGGUCAUCGCCCGCGUGGAGGCUCUGUCUCUGGAGCGCCUCCACAAGCUGCUGCUGGAGAAGGACCGGCUGAGGCAGUGUAUCGGAGGCCUUUACCGGAAGAACAACGCCGAGGAUGGGAACGCGGCUCCGCCAGGGGCCGUCGUGGCGGUCGUUGGGACCGACGUGGCGGUCGUUGGGACCGACGUGGCGUCCGAAGACUCUCCUGUGGUGGAUCUGUCGGCCCUGCAGGAUGGACGGUACUCAGUUAUGAUCCAGGAUGAUCUGACUUACUCUGAGUAUGAAUCCUGGGCUGAUAAGGAGGACGCCACGCCGGACCCCCACACGCAUCACCACCUCCAGUGCCCAGCGGCAGACUCUGUCUCUGGCCAGAAGCCGAGGCGGUGCAGGGGUUGUGCGGCGCUCCGUGUUGCCGAUUCGGACUACGAGGCCGUGUGUAAGGUUCCUCGCAGGGUCGGGCGCAGGAGCACAUCCUGCGGCCCGUCCACACGCUACUCAACAGCCACUCCGGGGGUCGAGGAACCGGCCACAGCCUCCGGAGAGUCUGAGGCAACGGCAGUCGCCUUUGAGUCCACUGAUCAGACCGCGUGUGACCGGACGAGUCCCAGCCCGGCAUCGUCCGUAGAAUCUCUGGACACUGCCGUGGACGUGAGCUGCCUUCCUGUGAACCAGAAAGACAAGGAAGAACCUGAAGCAGAGAAAGAUCCACAGGAGGCUCCAGCGAGAAGGGACAUUACAUGGGACAAAGACCCAAGGGAGAGCUCCGUCUCUGGGCUUGAGAUGACGCUGAGCCUCCUGAGGGGCUGGGAGUACCGGCCGGUGAAGCCUCAGAGAGGCAGCAAGCUCCCAGUUCUGGUCAAAGCCAAGCUGGAGCAAGGCCUGUCGCUGUCCCUGUCCGUCCCCCCCCUGAGGUCCCCCUGUGGAGGGGCAGCGGAUUGUGAGCUGUACCAGCACCAGCCUGUCCCGGAGGUGGUGACCCCGUGUCCGCAGCAGGAUCUGCAGGCGGAGCUGGCCGAGAUGGAGGAGCAGUGGCUGGAUGAUUAUGUUCAGUGCGGGCCGUUCCGCUUUCAGCAGAGGCUGAUUGCUGAGCAGCAGGGUCAGCUCAGCCAGUAUGAGAGCGCUGCGGGUCAGUGUGUCGGCGAGCUGCAGAAGGCCCAGGACCAGGUCUGCUCGCUCCAGGCCAAGAUCAGAGAGAGCGAGACCAGGAACCAGAAGCUGCAGGAGCAUCUGAUUGAGAUGGAGUUGGAGCUGCGUUCGGCCCGAGAGGAAGCCCAGCGACAGGAGAGAAGCAUCCAGAAUAUAACGGACACUGCUAACUCCAAGGAGGCCGAGGCUGCGGAGCUGUAUCGAGUGAUUGAGGAACAGAAUAAGAUGCUGUGUUCUCUCAAAGAGCUCACCCAGCGCAGCCAGCUGCAGCAGCUGCAGGUGUCGGGUGCAGACAGUGCUCGGGGUCAGGGUGAGGUCCUGGCUCUGCAGGCCUCUCUCUUCCAGGCUCAGCUCGAGCUGCAGGCGGUUCAGCGGGCGCAGCGGCAGGCCGCCAGGACGCAGGAGGACCUGAGCCGAGCCCUGCAGCGGCUAGAGGAAGACCUGCAGGGGGCGCUGCAGCACCGGAGGGACACGGAGAGACACAACCAGGAUCUGCAGCUGGCUCUGCAGAAGGCUCGAUCGGCUCUGCGGGAGAGGGAGGAGCAGCUGAGAGAAGGCGACGGCGAGCGCCAGAGGCAGGACGCGGAGAGAGAGAAGACGGUCAGAGAGCUGAGGGCGGCCCUGCAGACCAAAGAGCAGCUGAUGGAGGACUACUGUCAGCUGCUGGAGGAUCCGAAGAAGGAGAGAGACUCUCUGCUUCAGAAACUCCGCCAGCGAAUCAAGGAGAGAGACCGAGCUCUGGAGCGAGCGGUGGACGACAAGUUCCGCAGCGUGGAGGAGAAAGAGGAGGCAACUCGUCGGCUGCAGCUGCUGCUCAGAGAGCGGGAGAGAGACCUGGAGAGGCAGCGCUGCGUCCUCGCCAACAACGAGGAGACCAUCACUAGCCUGGAGGUGCUGCUGCGUGGGAAGGCUCUGGAGCUGGAGCAGGUGUGCGACGCCUGGAGGAGCGUCCAACGUCAGCAUCACGAGAGCGAACAGAGACAGAGCGGCGUCCUGAGAGAGAGAGACGCCAUCGUCAGCCAGCUGCAGGCAGCACUGCACGCUCGCACGCAGGAGGCCCAGGAGCUGCGCUGCUCCCUGCUGGCUCCGAUCCAAUCAGCUCCCAACGACGUUCUGGAGGAGCUGAAGGCCCGCCUCCAGCUCAAGGACUGCCUCUUCCAGGAAGUACUGGCCGACCGCACCCAGCAGGCCCAGCAGCACCACGAGCAGGUCCAGGAUCUGCUCAGAACCAUCAGCUCCAGGGACCAGUACAUCCAGGAGUCUGCGGGGUGGCUCAGUGAGGUGAUGGGCGAGCAGACGGGGAGGAUCCAGGAGCUCCGCAGACAGCUGAGCUCCGGCGUCGGGUCAGGGUCCGACUCUGGAGCGGACGCGGCUCUGGAGCUACAGGCCGUGCAGGAGGAGCUGCGUCUGGCUCUCAGGAGGGAGGCGGAGAGCCAGGAGCUGAGCAGGAGUCAGGCUGCCAGGGUGGACGCCCUCACCGCCACGCUGCACGUGAAGGACGAGAUCAUCCGGGACUUCCAGAGGCAGAUGGUGGAGCCCUCCAGUCUCCCGCUGGUUGAGCAGUUGACCCAGGAGGUUCAGGAGCUGAGGGAGAGCCUGUUCCAGCAGGACGGUCCCCCGGCCAGAGGCCCAGCCCUGGUCCGGGACCGGCCUAACGGCAGGCAGCCUGAGUUUGGAGAGCUAAGCUCAGAGGAUGAAGACGAGGCCGAUGAUGAUUUAAACAGCGAGUACACCGAGAGCGUCGAUGAUGACGAGUCCAAACUGAGGGUCCAGUCUCUGGCCAACACCAAGGGUUAUGGAGGCCCAGGAAAGGCUUCAUCCCAGGAUCAGUUGUUUGACAGGCAGGGACUGAUGGAGGUCAAACAGCUGGUGGAGCAGAAGAGGGCGGUGGAGAGAGAGCUGGGAGAGCUGAAGGCUCAGCUGGAGAAGGCCGGCUUCUCCUCACUCUCACAGAUGAGGAAAGCUCUGUUCAGCCUGCAAGCAGAGAACGGAGAUUUGAAGCAUCGGCUGGCUGAAGGGCUGCAGCCCGACGGUAAACACAGCGACGGACAGCAGGUGUUAGAUGACGAAGACAGGGAAGACGAGGAGGAAGAGUUGGAUGUGACCAUAGAAGGGGUGGAGGAGGAUGAAGAGGAAAUCUCUGAGAUGUGGGACCCCUGGGAUGGCGAGCUGUCUGUGUCUCUGUUGCAGACAGACAUCCAGCCCUGCGAUGAGCAGAGAGCCAACAGACCGGAGUCACUGCACCCACUCUCCGAAUCCUCUCAGGAUGUCGUGGACAGCGAGAGCUCAGCCGGUCCGCAGCAGGGCGCCGUGUCCUCGCUGAAAAGUGGGAAGACAGUCCGUCUGCAGCAGAAGAGCAAAGAGCUGCAGGAGAGGCUGAUGGUGUCUGAAGCCACGGUGCAGGCUCAGGCCGAGCAGCUCAAAGACUACAGGGAGCUGCUCACGGAGACAGCCGUGCAGCAGGACAGUAAGCAGAUCCAGGUGGACCUGCAGGACCUGGGCUACGAGACCUGCGGCCGCAGUGAGAACGAGGCCGAGAGGGAAGACACCAGCAGCCCAGAGUUUGACGACCUGGAGAUGUGCACCUCUCUGGACUGUGGUUCCCAGUGGUGGCCUGCCAACACCAGCAGCAGCUCCACCUUAACUAAAGGAACCCCCCAGGGCUCCGGUGACGGAGACGAGAUGUCCUCUCUCCAGCGCCUGGUGGAGGACCUUCGCUCCCAGCUGUCCCGCUCCCAGGCAGUGAUCCGCGGCCUCCAGAGCCGCCUGCGCUCCCUCUCCACCUCCAGCGACUACGCACCCUCCACCCCUCGCAAAGUCAACUGGUCCUUCCAGGCAUCGGAGGACGACGAGGGCUGGCAGUCGUCCGACGGGGGUCCUCUGGCGUCGCCCUGUCACCCCCACCCGGACAGGGGCCUGCAGGCGCUGGCGUCCCGUGUGGACGCACUGGAGGACCAGCUGAGGAAAGGAGGCAACAAGUCCGUCAGCAAGGACGUAAAGUCUGCCACCUGGCCGGGUAAAUUCGAUACUCUGAUCCAGGCUCAGGCCCGAGAGCUGUCCCACCUCCGCCAGCGGCUGAGGGAGGGUCGGGGCGUGUGCAACAUCCUCACGCAGCACCUGGGCGACACCACCAAGGCCUUCGAGGAGCUGCUGAGGGCCAACGACAUCGACUACUACAUGGGCCAGAGCUUCAGGGAGCAGCUGGCUCAGAGCGGCGCUCUGGCGCAGCGAGUCGGCGCAAAGAUCAGCGGACGAGAUCAUCCCGAAGAUCCAGAUGAGAAAACAGAGCUGCUCGCCAUCCGGCUCAGUAAGGAGCUGCAGCAGAAGGACAAGAUCAUCGAAUCUCUCCGCUCCAAACUAAACCAGCAGCACCACCACCAUCAUCCUCAUCACCACCGCUCUGACACGCCCUGCAGCAGCCACACCCUCUCCGACACCACCGACCAAUCGGAUCGCAUCUCCUAUGUGUCUGACGAGCACGGAUCCACCAACGGGGAGCUGGAUCUUUGCUCCGACGUGGACGCUGCCAGCGAGCUCGGUCAGAAGGACACACGGUCUUCCACCAGAGUCAACACAGGCAGCCACUCUCACAGUGUGAGCACCAUGUCACGUCAUCCAUCUGUCCCUCCAUCCAUCACCUCAUCCAUCCACACAGCCCGGUCCUGCCUCAGCUGUCCCAGCAUGCAUUGCCCCAGCUCGCCACACAAACCCGCAGCAGACAUGCCGAGUCAGACAGCUCCAACCUCAGUCUUCCCCUCUACCCUCUUCGACCCUCCCCUCUCCUCCCCCUCCUCCUCCUCCUCCCCCAAGAGGGCACCUCUGCCCUUCCAUCCUCACCCCCCAACCCUGCAAACCCGUUACCCAAGCAACCGGGGAGUGGGGUUCUCCCUGGCUGAGGUGCAUCAGGAGCUGCAGAUGUUACAAAGGCAGCUGGGAGACAAUGAAAGGUUUUCCACUCCCCAGUCCAAACCUCUCCAGGGUUUCCCGUUCACCCAGCAGCAGCCCGACUCCUCUGCCUUCCCGCCUCUCUCCUACCACGGAUACCAGCCGUCACCUUUCAGCAGCGGCCUGGACGCCAGCUCCGCAUUGAAAGCCGGGGCUAGUCUGCUGGAGAGCAGUGCAUUGUGGGAUAUGAGCUACGGUAACCGGGCAGUGAGACUCGGAGCUGACCUGUCUUCGGGAUCCUCGGGGUACCAAUCAGGCACCAGCAACACAGGUUCAGACCUGAUGAAGGAGCAUCUGAGAGAGAUCAGGAGUCUGAGACAGAGACUGGAGGACUCCAUCCAGACCAACGACCGCCUCCGACAGCAGCUGGAGGAGAGACUGGCUCGCACCGCCACUGAGAAAGGUGCUCCUACUAACAUCUACAUCCAGGGUCUGGACUCGGCCGGCCAGCUCUCCAGUGAGAUCAGACUUCUGAAGGAGGAGAACGUCAGUCUGCAGAGCCAGCUGAAGCAGGCGGCCAGAGAGGGAACCAAGGAGGCGGAGCAUCUGAAGAAGGCGGAGCUAGAGGCAGAGAGGUGGGCGGAGCAAAGCAGGAAGCUGCAAACAGAGACUGAAGCUCGCAGGCUCGAAAUUACGCAGCUGAAACAGGACAGACAGAAGAACCAGGAAGCCAUCAACAGACUGCAGCAUGAGGUGAGCGUGGUCCAGCAGCAGCUCUGUGAGAGCCGCAGUCUGGUCCUCUCUCUUCAGUGUGAGCUGCAGGUGCAGCGCCAAGCGUGUGGAGUCACCGCAAACACACACGCAGCAGGUCAGGCCAGUAAAGAAGCCAAACUUGGACACAGCGCUGCACCCUUUGACCCCAGAGAGCUGCACGUUCAGCUGGAGCAGCAGCUGAGCGGACAGGCCGACACACAGCCUCCAUCCAGGAGACAGCUCUUCAACGAAAGCGUCCCGUCCCCGCCUGUGAGAGACACCGGACUCGUCAGUCCUUCCUCUCCUCUUCAUGCUGCGCAGAAACAUGCAGCAGAAACCGGAGCAGCCUCCACCCUGCAGGCUCAAGCCCCAGACGGCUCAUUCGCCAACCGUCAUGGCGGCCAUGCAGUGGGCCACAUUGAUGACUUCAAGGCUCUGCAGCAGCAGAUCCUGCAGGGCGGCGCUCUCCUCCGCAAGAUGGAGACCGCCCUAUAUUCCCUGAGUGGCCCACAGGAGUUCAGCCUUCAUCAGCCUUCAGGCUCGGGAUCCUUCAGGAAGCUGCUGUCUGACACCAAAAGCCUGCAACAGAUCCUGGAGGAGGCCGACUCGCUGCUCCGGAUGUUCUGGAGAGCAGCUCUGCCAAACUACGAGGAAACCAAACAGGAUCCGUCUCUGAGGGGUGAGGUCGUCUCUCUCCGUCUGAGGCUCUCAGAGCAAGAGCAGGCUCUCAAGGACGCCAUGGAGAGAGUCAAGAGCUCCAACCGCACCAAAGAUAGCAUGGAGCACUUUAUAGUCAACCAACUGUCGAGAACACGGGACGUGUUGAGUAAAGCAAAGACAAACUUACAGGAGAACCAGCUCAGGAUUUCCUCCCUCCGCCAUGCCUCUUCCUCCCCCUCCCCUUCCCCCUCAUCCUCCUCUUUUCCCUCCCCCUCUUCUUCCUCUUUCUCACCCUCCUCUUCUCCCUCACACCCCUGGCCUGGUAAAGGUGAAAACACAGGAGGUUUCUGUGAGCUCGCCUUCUCUCCUGGUUGGAGUGUCAUGAAGCCUCGGACUUCCUCCUCCUCCUCCUCCUCCUCCUCCUCCUCCUCCUUCUCCUCUUCCUCUGCUGUCCCGGGAUGGGCUCAGCUCCAGCGCCCCCUGCAGUCAGCCUUCCUGUAGUGCAUCAUUUAAUUGUUCAAACUGAUGGAAAAUGAUGGAGAUUCUGUCUCUCUUAUUGUCUGGAGAAACCUUUCAGUUGCGUGCCAUCUGUCUGUCGGAGUGUGUUGUUAGAGUCCUGCAGGUUCAUAAUACUUUAUGAAUGAUGAAUGAUUGUGAUUGUUUUAUGAUUGGUUGAGGCCACCUCUCAUUUAUAUGAGACCAGACUGAG
Sander lucioperca (pikeperch) is the source of this 8456-nucleotide messenger RNA. RefSeq names its product phosphodiesterase 4D interacting protein (gene pde4dip). The record is from RefSeq and is a predicted model, not a curated record. Gene Ontology annotation, cellular component: nucleus; microtubule organizing center. The transcript has 37 exons. Gene Ontology annotation, molecular function: zinc ion binding. NCBI's taxonomy places the organism in Eukaryota, Metazoa, Chordata, Actinopteri, Perciformes, Percidae. The coding region runs from base 1091 to 8248 and encodes 2385 amino acids.